This is a messenger RNA of Hydra vulgaris (swiftwater hydra), 693 nucleotides long. RefSeq names its product putative nuclease HARBI1. NCBI's taxonomy places the organism in Eukaryota, Metazoa, Cnidaria, Hydrozoa, Anthoathecata, Hydridae. The record is from RefSeq and is a predicted model, not a curated record.
AUGGUGAAUAGAGAAGCAAUUUCUCUAUUCACCAUACGCCUGGAUCCGUCUGCUGUGGCAUAUGGUACAGCAAUUUUGUUUGCAACACCUAUUGAUUUUUCCACAAUGGCCUCAACAGUAAUACGAGAUUUAGAAGGAUUGAAAAUCAACCAAUCUACAGGAUGUCGAGUGGUUAAGAAUAUUUCAAUCCGAAUUGCUCAAAAACGAUAUCAAUACAUAAUGUUUCCCUUAGAAAAUGACGCUUUGAUAAUCCUGCAUAGAUUUUAUGAACUACGAGGAUUCUCUGGAUGUAUUGUAGCAAUAGAUGCAACACAUAUUCCUAUAAUAAGUCCUGGCAGAGAAAAUGCAGAAUCAUAUAGAAAUAGAAAGGGAUAUUUUUUAUUGAACUGCCAGGCAAUUGCUGGUCCUUCAAAUGAAAUUUUGUCUGCAUGUGUUCAAUGGCCUGAAAGUGUUCACGAUUCACAAAUUUUUUCAAACUCAGCCAUUAAACAAGUUUUAGAGGCUCGUCAACAUGUCCAUGUUAUAGGGAAUUCUGGAUAUUUGUGCAAUUUGACGCCGUUUGAUUACCCAGAAAAUAUUAGUGAAAGAAAAUACAGCUUCAGUUUGAGUAGCACACGUGUUACAGUUGAAUGUUGUUUUAGUAUUUUAAAAAAGCGAUUUGGUUGCCUUAAAUUCCUCUACGAACAAAACUGA